Messenger RNA from Condylura cristata (star-nosed mole), 1104 nucleotides. It is a transcript of the gene RFNG, whose product is annotated as RFNG O-fucosylpeptide 3-beta-N-acetylglucosaminyltransferase. NCBI's taxonomy places the organism in Eukaryota, Metazoa, Chordata, Mammalia, Eulipotyphla, Talpidae. The annotation marks the transcript as partial. Gene Ontology annotation, molecular function: glycosyltransferase activity. The transcript is spliced from 4 exons. Gene Ontology annotation, cellular component: membrane. The record is from RefSeq and is a predicted model, not a curated record.
UGGGGCUCCCUGACCGGCGCCUCCUUCCAGGCCACCACCGUCAAGUUCUGGUUCGCCACCGGGGGCGCCGGGUUCUGCCUGAGCAGAGGCCUCGCCCUCAAGAUGAGCCCGUGGGCCAGCCUGGGCAGCUUCAUGAGCACGGCCGAGCGGGUGCGGCUGCCGGACGACUGCACGGUGGGCUACAUCGCCGAGGGGCUGCUGGGCGCCCGCCUGCAGCGCAGCGCGCUCUUCCACUCCCACCUGGAGAACCUGCGGCGCCUGCCCCCCGACAGCGUGCCCCGGCAGGUCACGCUGAGCUACGGGGGCCCAGAGAACCCCCAGAACGUGGUGAAUGUGGCCGGAGGCUUCAGCCUGCAGCAGGACCCCACGCGGUUCAAGUCUGUCCACUGCCUGCUGUACCCUGACACGGACUGGUGCCCUGAGAGGAAGCAGGCACACCCUACCUCUCAGGGACCCUCAGCGCCCCCAGGGCUGGCCCUGCCAGGGGCACAGGUGGGCGGCGGGCAUCCUCGGGGGCAAAUGCAGCCGCCUUCUGGCCCGGGGGCCCCUGAAGCCACCAGUGCUCUGCUGGGCCCCAGGCCCAGGGCCGGCCAAUGACCGCAGCUCAGGAGAGUGUGCCAGUGCCCAGGAGAUGUCGGGGUGCAGGUUGGCCUCUGGCUGCACCACAAAGCUUUGCUCCCACAGGAGAGGGCUCGCGGGGUUGGAGGCUGGGAGGGGGGCUUCCAGCUGGGCCUCGCCAGCGCCUGCGGCCCACCGGGGUGUUGACAGAGGCCCUGUGGACCCACAGCCUGGCACCGCCCACCCAGUGACCCAGGGCGUCCUCUGCACUCAGCUGCCCGCGGCGCCACAAGCCGAGAUAGUGGGACCCUUGCUUUGGGGCUCCCUGUGCAGGGAGACCCCCCCCAGCGCAUGCCUGGCGGGGAGCCCUGGCAGGAAACCAGUGGACAGGCCAGUAAAAGCCCAGCUGGGACUGGGCGGCCUGUCUUCCUUCACCCCCCACCACAGCCCCACCCCCGCCCGCGCCCUGCACGAGGGAGGGGCAGGCCUGAGGUGCUCAGCAAGGCCAUUGCAGGCCCCCCACCUUCCAGGCACCCCAGCCCCCGC